ACCGUCCAUGAUUCCAAACUUAGGAUGGACUAAUUUACUGAAAUAAUAAGCACUCCUCAUAUCGUUUUUGUUUAGGAACGACAUAAUUUAAUAGGAGAUGAGCGAAAUGAGCGAAGCAAGUAAACGACAGUGAGUCUGAGACAGUGCAAAAUCGUUUCGAAUCGUUUUGUACAAAAUCAAAACCUAACCGGAUCCUGGCGCUCACAUCCUCCGUCUUCAUUUCCACACAUUCAACUCAAUUCCUUCUCCGGCGACCACCAUCUCCGCCGCAUACAACCGCGCCCACCAAUUCGCCCUCACCGGCGCAACCUUCCGAAUGGAUCAGCAGCCAUUCGACCCGUAUUUCCUGUACCAACAAGACGAGCGAAGCAACAUCAACACACUCUUCGUCUCCGGUCUCCCAGACGACGUGAAAGCCCGUGAAAUCCACAACCUCUUCCGCCGCCGCCCUGGCUUCGACUCUUGCCAGCUCAAGUACACCGGCCGCGCCAACCAGGUCGUUGCUUUCGCUACGUUUUUCAACCACCAAUCAGCAAUGGCAGCGUUGCACGCCCUAAAUGGUGUGAAAUUUGACCCUCAAACUGGAUCUGUUUUACAUAUUGAACUUGCAAGGUCAAACUCCAGGAGGAAACGUAAGCCAGGUGGUGGAGCCUACGUGGUUAUAGAUAAAAGGUCAAAAGGGGAGACUAAUGUUCAGGAAUCAUCGAGUGAUGAUGGUGAAAGUGACCCUGAUGAACCAUCGGAAAGUGGAGACAACCAUGGUGAUUUAGCAACCACGCAAAGUGGAGAGACUGCUGUUGGUUCUGACAGUGCUGUACCUCUGGGAAGUGAGCAACAUGAAAAGGGUGGUGGUGAUGGAGGGCCAUGUUCUACUCUCUUUAUUGCAAAUCUGGGUCCUAACUGCACUGAGGAUGAAUUGAAGCAAGCUUUAUCUGUAUAUACUGGAUUCAACAUGGUCAAAAUGCGUUCUAGAGGAGGAAUGCCUGUUGCAUUUGCUGAUUUUGAGGAAAUUGAUCAAGCUACUAAGGUCUUGGAGGAGCUUCAGGGCAGCUCUUUGCCAUCAUCAGAUCGGGGUGGCAUGCACAUAGAGUAUGCAAGGUCUAAAAUGAGGAAGCGUUAGAAGAAAUUGGAGCUUGACAAUUCCCGGAUAAUGUGCUUGUUCGUUAAAGGCAACAUUGUUUCCUCUGGAAUAGUUACGACAUAUAGGAAAAGGUUGAGGUGUCCCAUUUUACAAAUGGAGGGUGAAAGUUCUUACAAUUUUGUUGAAAAGUAAAGAUUUUUACUAGGUAAUGGAAUCCUAAGAUGGCAUCUUAUAGAUCUACAAAGCCAGAUGGUGUUCAUAUUAAAAAUCUAACCCAAACUGCUCGUUGUUUAUUAGAAGCUUUAUUUAUUUAUAUAGUUUUUGAAGCA
This is a messenger RNA of Lotus japonicus, 1410 nucleotides long. RefSeq names its product protein WHI4. Gene Ontology annotation, molecular function: mRNA binding. The record is from RefSeq and is a predicted model, not a curated record. The transcript has 10 exons. The coding region runs from base 317 to 1120 and encodes 267 amino acids. NCBI's taxonomy places the organism in Eukaryota, Viridiplantae, Streptophyta, Magnoliopsida, Fabales, Fabaceae.